This is a messenger RNA of Paramisgurnus dabryanus, 4465 nucleotides long. It is a transcript of the gene arhgef7a, whose product is annotated as Rho guanine nucleotide exchange factor (GEF) 7a. The record is from RefSeq and is a predicted model, not a curated record. Gene Ontology annotation, cellular component: cytoplasm; lamellipodium. Gene Ontology annotation, molecular function: protein binding; guanyl-nucleotide exchange factor activity. Gene Ontology annotation, biological process: intracellular signal transduction; lamellipodium assembly. NCBI's taxonomy places the organism in Eukaryota, Metazoa, Chordata, Actinopteri, Cypriniformes, Cobitidae.
UUGGACAUAAACAGUGAAAAUGCAAAGCAGGGUGCGAACGCGACUGGUCACAUAAGGCUGUCUAUGGUGUGAUGUCAUCUUCCGGAAGAUGUGAAGUGGCAGACGAUGCAGGUUUACUGCGCUUACUGUAUUCCACUGAAAGGCGUUUGACAGCUUGUCGUAAUAAAGAAAAUGGGAGCGAAGGGAUAGCAUCUCUAUGGAGCAAGAGGGGCAAAAUACCAUAUGCUCAUCAUCUCUAUCCCCUCGAAUAACAGAUUUUUGAGAAAAUGGUGCCCAGUUUGACGACUGGGUAAUAAUAGACCGCCUGAUUUUCAUUCCACACAUAAUACUGAGAGCAUCGACCUUGCUGUUGUGACCAUGAAUCCGGCGGAACAAACGGUUACUUGGCUCAUUACGCUCGGGGUUUUGGAGUCACCAAAAAAGACAAUUUCGGAUCCAGAUGGAUUUUUGCAGUCUUCGUUAAAGGAUGGGGUCGUCCUGUGCAGGUUACUGGAGCGGCUGCGUCCAGGCACUACCGAUAAAAUCUUCACAGACCCCAAAACCGACAGCGAGUGCUUGAGCAACAUUACGGAGUUUCUCAAGGGUUGCGUUGUGUUUCGCGUUGAGCCAUUUGAGGCUGCUGACCUGUUUCAGGGUCACAACUUCAGCAAAGUCCUCACUACACUGGUUGCCCUCAAUAAAGUGACUGCAGAUAUUGGCAUAGACGGUGACUCUGUAUGUACGCGUCACUCCUCCGCCCACCGGAUCAAGUCCUUCGAAUCUCUAGCCUCCCAGUCUUCACUGGGCAGAUCUUCUAAACUGCUUCAUAACCAGUUCCGUAGCUUGGACAUGACGGAUAACAGUAACGCUCAGUUAAUGGUGAAAGCUCGCUUCAACUUCCAGCAGACCAAUGAGGAUGAGCUUACUUUCAACAAGGGUGAUAUCAUCAGUGUUACCCGCACGGAAGAAGGGGGUUGGUGGGAGGGCACGCUCAACGGCAAGACAGGCUGGUUUCCAAGCAAUUAUGUCAGAGAGGUCAAAGGUUUUGACAAACGGGUGUCCCCUAAAUCUGGAACUCUUAAAAGCCCACCCAAAGGUUUUGAUGCCGCAUCCAUCAGUAAAACAUACUACAACCUGGUGCUACAAAACAUUCUAGAAACUGAAACAGAGUAUUUAAAAGAGUUGCAGAACAUUUUGUCCAACUACCUGAGACCUCUACUGAUGACAGAAAGGCUAAGCACUUCAGACAUCAGUAUCAUCCUCGGGAACCUGGAGGAGAUCAGCACUUUCCAGCAGACCUUGGUCCAAUCACUAGAGGACUGCACGAAACUUCCAGAGCUGCAGCAGAAAGUGGGCGGGUUCUUCCUGAAUCUUAUGCCUCAGAUGAGAUCCCUAUAUGUGUCAUACUGCUCCAACCACCCAUCAACAGUCAGUAUUCUCACUGAGAACAGUGAAGAACUCAGUGAGUUUAUGGAGGGGAGAGGUGCGACUGCCCCUGGUAUUCUCACUUUGACCUCUGGCCUCAGCAAACCCUUCAUGAGACUGGACAAAUAUCCCACAUUACUGAAAGAGCUGGAGAGACACAUGGAGGAGGGUCAUCCAGACAGGACCGAAAUUCAGAAGUGUAUGACAGUCUUUAAAAAUCUCUCAGCACAAUGUCAGGAGGUGCGGAAGCGCAAGGAGCUCGAGCUUCAGAUCCUGUCUGAGACGAUUCGACUGUGGGAGGGGGAGGAUAUUAAGACUCUUGGUUCUGUGCUGUAUAUGAGUCACGCCAUGGUCCAAAACCAUGGCUGUGAGGAGAGGCCUGAGCGGUACCUUCUGCUUUUUCCUCAUGUUCUCCUCAUCCUGUCUGCCAGUCCAAGGAUGAGUGGCUUCAUCUAUCAGGGCAAGUUGCCUUUAAACGGGAUGACAGUGACCCCAUUAGAAGACUGUGAAAGCCAUAAAAAUGCUUUUGAGCUCUCUGGAAACAUGUUUGAAAGGCUUCAGGUGAUCUGCCUGAACAAACAGGAUCUACAGGACUGGCUCGAGCACCUGAACAGACAGACCAAACACACAUCCAUGACUGCUCCAAGCAUGAAGCCACUCACUGUCCCCUGCCACACACUUCCGUCUCACCCGCUUACGCCAUCUAGACAUGCAGAAAGCCGAAGCCUCACUGUUGCCCCCGCCUACCACACCCUUCCGCACCCCUCCUCUCAUGGGACCCCUCGCAGCACCAUGAUGUGGGGCCCUCUUGAGCCUCCCAAAACCCAAAAGCCCUGGAGCCUGAGCUGCUUGCGUCCAGCACCCCCACUCAGGCCCUCAGCUGCUCUCUGCUAUAAAGAGGACCUCAGUAAAAGCCCCAAGACCAUGAAAAAGCUGCUUCCCAAGAGAAAGCCUGAAAGGAAGCCCUCUGAUGAAGAGUUUGCACUGAGGAAGAGUACUGUGGCUCUGGAGGAGGAUGCUCAGAUUUUAAAAGUGAUUGAGGCUUACUGCACGAGUGCCAAAACCAGACAGACCCUCAACUCAACAUGGCAAGGCACUGACCUCAUGCAUAACCACGUGUUGGAUCAAUCCAGCGUGGACUCUCUGGGCCGCCGUAGCAGCAUCUCAAGGCCAGAGGGCACGUCUGACCUUUCAGAGGACUCGGAUUAUGACAGUAUAUGGACGGCUCACAGUUACAGGAUGGGCUCUGUUUCUCGACAGUGGAAAGAUGCCGGUCCGGCACUGAUAGUUCCCGGAGAAGACAAAUUCAUUGUAGAAGAGUGGAAGACUAAUGGUCAGACUUUGGAGGAGAAGAGUCUUGUGGAUGUUGUAUAUGCCCUUAAAGAUGAAGUACAAGAACUCAAACAGGAUAAUAAAAAAAUGAAAAAGUCAUUGGAAGAAGAGCAAAGAGCCCGGAAAGAUCUGGAGAAGAUAGUUAAAAAAGUGGUGAAGAAUAUGAAUGACCCUUCGUGGGAUGAGACCAACUUAUGAUGUCAGUGUGCCAAAAAAUCUGUUUGUUUUGUGUAACACUAGUGGUUCAAAAAUAUUUCAAUCAGAUAAAAUUUCACAAAAAAAAUGUAUUUCCAAAAACAUGUUGCUGCCCUUGUUGCACUUAAUUUUGAUUAAAUUUAAUUUACAACUCCACUUUCUUGAUUAGUAAAGAGUUGCUAUAAAUUAUACAAAUAAAAAAUUGAAUAAAUAAAAGUUGAAUUAGCUUAAGUUAUUUUAACUUUAUUUUUUAUAAUUUAUAGCAAUUCCUUAGUAGUCUAGAAAGUUGAAAACUUGAAAUAACAAGGAAUGAUUAAACUUAAAAAUGUAAGUGCAACAAGGAAUUUUUACAGCAUUUGAUGUAAACCAGAUCAUUUCAAAUUUCAAUGCAUUUGUACUACGCAGGUGCUUUUAAUUUUUUUUGCUUUGUGAAAUGUUGAAAAAUAACAUAUAUAUAUUGAGAACCCCAUUUUAUAGCUGAACAAUCAAGUUGUCAGUGCUUUAUAUUAGGCACACUGCCUGUUUCCAUGGCAGUAAUUUUUUCCAAUCAUGUACCAUGGUUGUAUUCUUGGAAGACCAUUAUCACUUUUUAAUAUUUCUCUUUUACCUAAUCACACGUAAAGGGUACGCCCCCCCCCCCAAAAAAAUCAGUUCUCAUUUACAUGCCCUCAUGUUUUUUCAAAUGAUGUCCUUCCAUGGAACUCGAAAACAAAGUUGAAGGAAAUUUAAUGCUUACUAUUGUCCAUAUGGAAGUGAAGUUUCUGCCUAACAUCAUCUGUGAUACAGAGUCUGGGUGGGUAAAUAUUGACAGAAUGUAUUUUUUUUGGGAACUGUUUUUUUUUAAGUUGUGAAAUGGACAGAACCUCAUUCAUGAUCCUAUUGAUGUUAGGAAUGUGAGUGUACAACUGCUUAACCUAUUUCAAAUGGUCUAAAUUCAAUCCCAAAGCAUUCAUUUUACGGUUACAUUUCAUUUUUAAAUAAGGACUUUUAUGCAGAUAUAAGAUGCUGUUUAUUCCAACGAUGUGGCGCCAUAAACGCUUUCAUUCCAUUUAAGAAUUGUUUACAAGUCACUCGUCGCAUUCUAAUACUUUUGGUACUUUUGAGUACAUUUGGUCACAACAGCCGGUGAAUAAGAAACAUUAAGGUGGAUGCAUGGAUGUUAGGUACGGGACUUCAUUUAGGUGCCAUUGUAACUUAAGCUGUGACUGUGUUGUACCUGUGUCUCUAGCUCUAGCUGCUCAUCAUGCCCGAGGAAAACUUUCAAAGUUUUGUGCAAAGUUAUGACUGUAGAUAAGUGUACCUCUUUUAGCAUUUUGGACCAAAUCAAAUGCCAAAGUCUUAUUUAUAAGCGUAACUAUCUGUGAAUUCUUACUGUUAUGGAUAUUCUUAUAGCUCUUAAUGAACACUAGAUAAUUAUUUUUGUGAGUUCACAUGAAUAUAUGCUUAUUGUGGAGUGUUUUUUUUUUUUUACCUCAAAUCCCAGAUCCUUUUGACUGUAAAUCAGUUCUGUAAAUAAUAAAGACCUUUUUUGAUA